Pristis pectinata (smalltooth sawfish) is the source of this 2593-nucleotide messenger RNA. It is a transcript of the gene g3bp1, whose product is annotated as GTPase activating protein (SH3 domain) binding protein 1. Gene Ontology annotation, cellular component: cytosol; ribonucleoprotein complex. The record is from RefSeq and is a predicted model, not a curated record. The transcript has 12 exons. Lineage: Eukaryota; Metazoa; Chordata; Chondrichthyes; Rhinopristiformes; Pristidae. Gene Ontology annotation, molecular function: mRNA binding.
UUUCGCUAGCAGGAUAGCGUGUUAACCCCGCCGGCUCUCUCCUCCACGGUGCGGGUUUUUUUUAAAUCUGUGAAAUAAAACUCUUUCCCGGCGCCGACUGAGGUCCUCAGGGUCACGUCGCCCUCCCUAGCCCCCGGGUCAGUGCUCGCUCGAACCGUCGGAGGCCUUCCCCAAACCCCCUCUCCCGGAUUCCUGCGCAACUCUCAGUUGACCAAAGAGAUGGUGAUGGAGAAGCCAAGUCCCCUGCUUGUCGGGCGGGAAUUUGUGAGACAGUAUUACACACUGCUGAACCAGGCCCCUGACUAUUUACAUAGGUUUUAUGGAAAGAAUUCUUCAUAUGUCCACGGUGGUUUGACUUCAAAUGGAGACCCAGCAGAAGCGGUGUAUGGACAAGCGGAAAUCCACAAAAAAGUUAUGUCUCUUCAGUUCCGAGAUUGCCACACAAAAAUCAAACAUGUGGACGCUCAUGCUACGCUGAAUGAUGGGGUGGUGGUACAAGUUAUGGGUGAGCUGUCAAACAAUAGACAGCCCAUGAGGCGCUUCAUGCAGACUUUUGUCCUAGCACCUGAGGGUUCAGUUGCAAACAAGUUUUAUGUCCACAAUGAUAUUUUCCGCUAUCAAGAUGAAGUCUUUGGGGAUUCAGAUACUGAGCCUCCUGAAGAGUCUGAGGAAGAAGUAGAGGAACCUGAAGAACAGCAGCCAUCACCAGAGGCUGUCCAGGAUGAUAGUGGAGUUUACUAAUGACCCUGCUGUCAGGUAAGGAAUAGCCAUAAUGGUUUGGAGGAACCCUUAGAAGAACACAUUGUUGCAUCAGAACCAGAACCAGAGCCAACUGUGGAGGAAGUAAAACCUGAGCCUAUAUUGGAGGAGGAGGUUGCUGAGGAGCCUGUGGUAAAAUCUCCAUCCCCUCCACCUGCUGACCCAGCACCUAUUGUAACAGAGGAUUCCAGGACUUUUUCCUGGGCUUCAGUAACAAGUAAAAAUCUGCCCCCUAGUGGCAUUGUUCCCACCACUGGAAUUCCACCUCAUGUUGUCAAAGCCCCUACACCACAGCCACGGCCAGAGACAAAACCAGAAAUACAGAUUCCAGCUCCAAGGCCUCGUGAUCAACGGAUCAGGGAACGGCAAGGUAUGCCACCACGAGGCCCCAGGCCAGGUCGCAGUGAAAAUGAGACGGGAGAUACAGAAGCACGGCGCACAAUCCGAUACCCAGACAGUCAUCAGUUAUUUGUUGGAAACCUGCCCCACGAUAUUGACGAGACAGAGCUGAAAGAAUUCUUCACAGGUUAUGGCAAUGUGGUGGAACUCCGCAUUAACACCAAGAGUAGUGGCGGGAAAUUGCCCAACUUUGGUUUUGUUGUAUUUGAUGAUCCUGAGCCCGUUCAGAAGAUCCUGAGCAGCAAGCCCAUUAAAUUCAGAGGAGAGCUUAGGCUAAAUGUAGAGGAGAAAAAAACCCGACCUAUUCGUGAAGGUGAACGUAGAGGCGAUGAUCGCCGGGAAAAUAGACCGAGAGGACCUGGUGGGCCCCGUGGUGGACUUGGCGGUGGAAUGAUGCGUGAUCGGGAGGGCCGGGGUGGCCUGUCCAGAGGAGGCCUAACACAGAAACCAGGACCAGGAGCUGGAAGAGGAGGUGGACAAGGAGAGUCUCGUUUCUCAGGGCCACGUCACUGAAAGUACCUUCACUGCCUACUGGUGUGAGCUGAUGGUACUAAUGUUCUCUCUCAUGCUCUUGUGAUUCAGCUUUGUUUUUGGAAUGUGAUUUCGACCUGUACAGAUUUAUUUUUUUCAGUACAGAAAAUGGCCUUUGUUUUUUUUUGUUCUCGACUUGUGUAGUAGUCAUCGUCCCACGAAACAUCCUAUCUGAAUUUUUUAUUUGUUCUUAAAAAAAAACUGAUUUUAAAAUCAGAAUCUCCUGCUUGAAGACAGAUUCUUACCGCAGUGGAUUGGGGUGACUAACAGCUAUGAACUGGAUUUUAGUACCUGCUGCCUCCCAGCUGCUCCGAGAACGUGUUGGCCCUUAUUGACUGAAAUUUGGUGCAGAAUUUUUAAAUUGGAAACCUGGUUGCAUUUUAUUUCCACACAGACAUUCAUCUUCAGAAAACCUUGUUAUGUAGCACCCAGCAAUUUUUAAAACAUUCUGUCUACGUGGCACAGUGUUCUCCUGUUCGAUUAUGGAGGACAUGGUGCUAUCUGUAUUUGGACCGGAACAAAUGUGAUUACUAGAUGGUUGGUAAUAAGCUGCAAUGCUGUAAACUGGAGAAAGCUGCCAGUUCCUGUUCAGAACUGCUGUGCUAUUAAGAUCAGACGUGGACUAAUACAAUAGAUGUGAGUCAUCAACAUCUUUCCUUUCAAUCUUUUAAUUUUCAUCAUUGGAGGAUCUCUUUCACAGUGGGACUUUUAAAACAUUUAACUCUGGCAUACUUGACAUCAAGACACGUUUCCUCUGGAAUUGUGAAUUUUUUUUAAAACUGUAAAUUGCAGAAAAACUUUUCUGGUUUAGUUUGUAUUGUAAAGCGUAUGGUUGUGCCUUCUAUUUAUCUCUCAUUCCAAUCUUGGCAAAGUUGUACAAAUAAAUGUAGAUUGCUUUAUUCAA